AUGAUCCACAACGUCGACCUUGCGGAUGACGUUAGGAUGACGAAGAGCUCGCAACGUGUCGAUCUCACUGAGAUCAUCUCAGUACGAAAGAGCGCUUUUCUUGUUUUCUUCGAUUCUUUGUGCCACAAAGUUUGUGGUACUCGUUCCCCAAGGGUGAUCACCCGGAACUUACGCCCUCCCUCAGAGACAACGCAAAACACCACACGGCAUGAUGAAACUCGAUUAGUGUGCGCAGAGGAUAAAUCGGAUGCUGAUUCUGCCACUGACCAGCAAACCGAUGACGAAACCGACGAAGGGGAUAACGUUAUGUUCGACAUCCCUCCCGAUCUAUUCUGA
Molecule: messenger RNA, 336 nt
Organism: Perkinsus marinus ATCC 50983
Lineage: Eukaryota; Perkinsozoa; Perkinsida; Perkinsidae
Exons: 2
Coding region: 1-336 (111 amino acids)
Source: RefSeq, a predicted model, not a curated record